This is a messenger RNA of Eucalyptus grandis, 1668 nucleotides long. Its product is annotated as protein DJ-1 homolog D. Lineage: Eukaryota; Viridiplantae; Streptophyta; Magnoliopsida; Myrtales; Myrtaceae. The record is from RefSeq and is a predicted model, not a curated record. Bases 15 to 1397 code for a protein of 460 amino acids. The transcript has 5 exons.
CAAACAGUAAAGAAAUGGGUAGUGCGCGACGCGAUCGUCAGGACAGGCUGGACAGCGACGCCGAGGCAUCUCGCUCCAGACGUUUCUGCCAUGUCCGAGCUCGCCAGAUUUAUCCAGUCCUCCAUUCCGUCCUCCCUCCCUCCCUUUCGCCGCUUCCAGAUAAGGCGCUGCUUCGCCAGGAACAGAGCGACGACUCUCUCUACUACCGCCAGUCCGAGACGAUGGCGGGAUCCAAACCUCAGAGGAGGGUUCUGCUGCUGUGCGGAGACUACAUGGAAGACUACGAGGUGAUGGUCCCGUUCCAGGCGCUUCUCGCGUACGGAGUGUCCGUGGACGCCGUUUGCCCCGGGAAGAAGGCCGGCGAUGCCUGCCGCACCGCCGUUCACCAGAUGGGCGCUCACCAGACUUAUUCUGAGUCUUGGGGGCACAAUUUUACAUUAAAUGCCACAUUCGCUGAAAUUGAAUUCAAUGCCUAUGAUGGCCUAGUCAUACCAGGAGGACGAGCUCCGGAGUAUCUUGCGAUGGAUCAAUCUGUUGUAGACUUGGUCAGCAAAUUUUCUCAUGCUGGAAAGCCAAUUGCCUCUAUUUGUCAUGGCCAAUUGAUAUUGGCUGCUGCAAAUGUUGUUAAAGGUCGCAAGUGCACAGCAUUCGCUCCUGUGGGACCUGUACUGAUUGCUGCAGGUGCUCACUGGGUUGAACCUGAGAACAUGUCGCUCUGUAUUACUGAUGGCAAUCUUGUGACUGGGGUUGCAUACACUGGACAUCCUGAGUUCAUCCAGUCUUUUGUGAAGGCUUUGGGUGGCAGCAUUACUGGGUCGGAAAAACGGAUCUUAUUUUUAUGUGGGGACUACAUGGAAGAUUAUGAGGUAACCGUACCUUUUCAGUCUCUUCAAGCUCUAGGGUGCCAUGUUGAUGCAGUCUGCCCCAAGAAGAAGAGUGGUGACACUUGCCCAACUGCAAUUCAUGAUUUUGAAGGUGACCAGACUUACAGCGAGAAACCUGGCCAUGAUUUUACUCUUACAGCUGACUUUGAGGGUUUGGAUGCCUCAAGUUAUGAUGCCCUUGUCAUCCCUGGAGGUCGUGCCCCAGAAUAUUUGGCCUUGGAUGGGAAAGUGAUUGCUCUAGUUAAGGACUUCAUGGAGGCCAAGAAGCCAGUUGCCUCCAUUUGCCAUGGGCAGCAGAUUCUGUCUGCUGCUGGUGUUCUCAAGGGGAAGAAAUGUACGGCAUAUCCUGCUGUGAAGCUCAACGUGGUACUAGCCGGUGCCACAUGGUUAGAACCUGAUCCAAUCGAUCGCUGCUUCACUGAUGGAAACUUGGUCACAGGAGCGGCUUGGCCUGGUCACCCAGAGUUCAUUUCUCAGUUAAUGGCACUAAUGGGUAUAAAGGUAACCUUUUAGCCGACGUUCGUGCUUGUACAUGUAUCAAAUAAAUAGCAUGGAGUCUACUUCUGUGCUGGCUAUAAGAAGGAAGAAUGAGAGAGGUGUGUGUUAUGUGAAUGAAGGAUGGGAUAGGUGUGUUCUGUGAGUUCUGUGAAAGGAGAAAGAGAGAGGUGUGUGUUCUGUGAGUCACUUGGAACGGUACAUGGCCCUGGAUGUUGACAGAGUUUUGCACUGAGAAGUUUUCUGUUAUAUAUGGCCGAUUAGUGAAUAUCACAUGUUGAUUAGUCAA